GGGUGAGGGGUACUGAUUUGGGUAACUCAUUGGGGGCUGUAUGGCUGGAGAAUAGGGAUUUGGAUAUUGUGACCAUAUAGGGGUUGGAAUUUCCAUUAAAGGAUUCAAUGGGCGGAAAUUUCUCCAAGGUUCUCGGUAAUAAUAAUUCUGGUACGGCGGAAAUGGGUUGGUGAAUCGGUGUGAUAAAAAAUCAGGAGAAGCAUAAUUGCCUGGAUAGGGCAUGGGGGAUGAUUUACGUAUCAAUUUGUCGUGGGAAAAAUCACACAUCUCUUUCUUCAGACAGUACCCUCUUUUAUGCAGAAAAGGACAUGGUAUAUUGCACUUCCGUGUUUCAGAUGGUUUUGGGUGUUUAAAGUCGCAUCAGUCGCCUUUAAAACAUCUACCACGGCGUAUGAGAAAAGGGCACAGGACAGAGGUUAUUACAAUAUUUAAGACCAAACCGGGAACAUUGCGAAAAAUGCAAUUCAGGUCCUCCGGCGGUUUGGUCUAAGUAUUGUAUUAUUCUGAUCUGUCGUUCUCUUAACAAACCUUCUAUAUAUGUAUAUAUAUAAUAUCGAUCAUUUUUCUCAAUAAUGUAUUUACCAAGGCAUAGUACAAAACAUGGACUGGACUGGACAGUUGGACUGGACUGGACUGGACAGUUGGGACUGGACUGGACAGUUGGACUGGACUGAUUUUUGCAUUUUCUCUAUUUUUGACUUGCACGUCAGCCGCCAUGUCGAUCGUCAGUUGGCAUGGCACAAAAGAAUAUUUUAUCACAGAAUAGAUAUACCAUGUCAUGUCUAUUUUGUGAUUUUAUCAAUGAACAUUGUCUGAUGUGUAUAGCUACCGCGUUUUGCGGCACCUGAAAUCCUAAAUUACUUUUUUAUUUUCGGCGCCGAUGGCGAUCAUGCGUUUUUAAAAAUAAUUCCUCCGAUGCUGUCAAGAGUUGAAAGUCUUGGAAAAGCGCCUACUUUCCAGUGAAUAUACUCAGGAGAAUCAUAUAUUAUAAUCAGGAUAUAAUCAGGAGUAUAGCAAAUAUUUAAAGUAUACAUAUAGUUGAUAGUUUGCAGACAUCGCGGCCCGCCAAGCAAAUAUUUGUUCCAUAUUCUACAUUUGUAAAUUUUUGUAUAUACAAAUUUAAUUUGGCAGUUGAGAUGAGGUAGUUUAUUUGAAACUACGCACCUGAUUGGAUAAUAAAAUUAGCAACCUAAUUAAUAGUUCUAUAAUUUUUGAAAAGUACUCACUGAAGUAUGCACGUAAGUAGCUUAUUCCAAAUGUUUGAAAAUAUCGUUUCGUGUUAAAAAUUAAAAAUGUCGGAGAUCGAUGUAAUUGAACUCAGCAGCAAUUUAGAAGAAUCAGACGAAAAUCCAGUGAUGCCGAAAAGGUUCGUUUCUGGCUCAAGAAUGAUAGAAUAUACUGUAAAAUGUCUAAUUACUAUUGUCUAAAUUGCAUGUGCUUUUCAAUAUGAAUCAUGUUUAUUUCUCCAAUUUAGUAUUAGGCUAUGUCCACACUAACCCAUUUUCGCAGCGUUUUCGUAUUGAUCAUUGUUUCAGGUGUUUUAAUAUAAAUUCAAUUGUUCUCUAUUCCCUUGCCUACGAAAACGGUUUGUGUGGCCGCAGCUUUAUAUUUGAAUCAAUAUUUGUCAACUGAUAUUUAAUUUAAUGUAGUAUUAAUAAUAAGCGAAUUAUUCAGUUUAGGUAGUUUUAAUGUCUACAUUCUAUUGUGUUCUUUGUGCAUUUUAUUUUAUACUGUUAAUACUCGAUAUAAACAACCAUGGAUAUACUGUAAGACAUAAAAUCACGAAAUCAUCACUUAUAUACAUUCUAAAUUUAAUAGGCGCUGUCCCAGUAUAUCUAAUCCUUUUGAGGAAGAUGAAAACGAAGACGAAAAUAUUUCCAUAGUUAAGGUGAUUUAUACAUGCAUGGAAGUAUUUGCAGAUAUCAAUGGACAAUUUGCAACAUGCAAUUAAAUUAAUCAUUAUAAUUAAAAUAUUAAUAAUAAUAUAGAGGGCAAAAAUACUCGAAUAUGAUUGGUUAAUCACGAGGGCAUUAUUUUUUUAUUAAGGGCAAAUUACUUGCAUUGCUUGUAUACUGAUGUAUACAAAUGUAUUUAUAAGAAAAUUUGACCCUCUAUAAUUAUUAACAUAAUUAACAUAUAAUCGCAUGGGUCGUUAUAAAAUUAAGGUUCAAAAGUUUCACAAAUUGCCCUCGUCACUUUUACUAAAUGUUUUAUUGAAUAUUGCAUGAAGGCUGGUUUACUUAAAUUACACUGUAGGUAACACCACAGCACUUACACCGUCAUCACUAUUGCCUUAUCAUAUAUUCAUUGCAUUUGACCCCAAUAUCACCCCCCACCCCCACCCCCUUCUUUAGCACUAUAUAUUUUCAUGGCUUGUACAUUUGAUUUUGCUAUGACUAUUUUAACCCACUGAGUGGUACGUAGCACUCUCCACUUGACAAGUAAAAUCGUCUGGCAUUAGACAGAGUAAAAUACAAAAGUAGGGUGCAUUGCCACUUAAAGUGUUAAUUUGAUUGGCUUAUUUUGUUUCAUGUGACUGCCUUUGUAGUUUUUUGUGCAUGUCUUUCUACUACCACUUCUCCGUGAAGAAGGGCCUCUGCUCUGUUCAAAACAUCAAGAAGAUAUUUUUAUGCUUGCUUAACUUUACAAGUUACAACCAAGAGAUUGUUGUACUUUUAGGUAGUACUUUUUUUAAAAAAAAAGUCUUCAUACAACCAGUUGUGUGGACGUGUAUUAUUAUUUAAUGUUACUAUAUACUUUUUUGAUUUAUAUAUACAUAUAGCAAGACCCUGAUUCACCAUACUCAGCACUUCCUCUUGACAUCAGUGAAGAUGAAUUGUCUGAAGAAUUGUCUACAGCAGAUGAGUCACAACAAUACUAUCAGGAUAAUGACAACUUGCCAGUGUUCAGAAAGGGAUUAACAUAUGGGUUAUCCACAAAGGAAAUCAUCUCCAGCCUAAAAACUUUAGAUGUCAAUGACAAGUGUGUUUCAAAAGUGGUGCCCACAUGUGUGAGUCAUAAUGUUGCUUUUGUGGUGGAUGUCUCCUCCAAAUUUGUUGGCCAUGUCAAGAACUUGCUGUCAGAUGACAUGGGAGCAUGGAAUCAAACUGGAACCAAAACCGUCAAUUACAAGUACAAUUCUGGUGAUUUCAAGGUGGUAACAAAUUUUCGCCAAGGCGAGGAGAAUGUCUAUAAGGUUGUGAAGUGGUAUUACCGAAAUAACAGUUCUAAAGAUCUUUCUCGCAUUGUCUGUCAUAUGUCAGGUAAAGGUCUGAAACUUGCUUCCCCAGCCAAAAUAAACGAAAGUGCCUUGGUUUAAGCGAUCAAUUGGCUCAUAGCCCUGCCAGCAGGCUAUUAAUAAAAACAACAACAAUAUAUACAACAGUGCUUCCAUCUUCAAAAUCAAAAUUUCUCAUUUUUGUCAUCAAAAUUUCUCUAAAUUCCUUAGAUUGUAUAUGUUAUUUUCUUAAAAUUUCAUCAAGCAGUUUGCACUGAUUUUGUAGAAAUACAAUAAAGUAGCACAAUUAAAACACAUGUGGACUAGUUAAAAAACAACAGGCUAUUAUACUCAGGGCCAUAGCUAGUAUGUAUAGUUGGGGGGGGGGGGUGCAGGCCAAAAAUUUCCGAAUGUCGAAAACAAUUUCCGACUAUUUCAUGGCAUACGAAGCCACGAAGGCGUUUGCUAUCCGGAAAAUGAAGAUGCAAUUUACAAACAAAAAUGCACAUUGUUUACGCAAAGACAUAUUACAGAAGAAUGCAGUGCCCUAGGAAGCUCUUCCUUAGAUUUUUUCUCUUCCUUAGAUUUUCCUUUUUGACAAUAAAAUUUCCUUAGAAAAGAAAUUUUCCUUAGAAAAGAAAUUUUCCUUGAAAAUGGAAGCACUGGGGCCCAGUUUUGUUUAUAACACCUUCGGCCCGUGAAUUUGGUCUUCGAACUACAAACCCGAUUUGACCUGUUUUCGACUUUUCUUACCCGAGUAAUUUGAUGGUAAAAUAAUAAUUUGAUAGAAUAAUCCUAGCAGUGGCGUAAAGUCAGGCGUAUACAAAAAACCUUGACUUCUCGUUCUUACUCGGGUCACCAGGGAUGCCGGAAGUUGCUGAGGGCAAGGGGUGCAAUUGGUUAACAAGAGGGCAUAUUCCUUAACAAAAGGGCACUAAUGAAAAUGAAAGGGCAUCUAAAAAUUAUUUUUGACUAAUCAUGCAGUUCCCUAUUGCUUUUAUUAAUCAUUAUGAAAAAUAAUCACACAUACAAGUAUUUUACUUGUUUCGUUGCUUUCUAUUUUAGAAUUGAAGACAAAAACCCUCCACUCGCUAGUGUACGUUCAAUAUAAGUUUGACGGAGAUGAACAUGAAGUGCAUGUUGAUCCUCACGGCAACAGCAAGAAAACGUCAGCGCCAUACUAUAGAACCAUGGAAACAACAAAAGAGAGGUUAAAGACGAUUACCCACAACUCAAAACCUUCUGCUACCAUUUUUAUUGACCUGGAAGAAGCCGGUGGUUUAAGCAAUGUUAAGUCUUCGGGCGAGAUUGCACGAAACGUCCGGCAAGCAAAGCAUUAUCGUGCGAGUGGAAGUAGUACCAGCACUGCCAGUCAUGGAAGUACAAGUGACCCGCUUCUGGAAGCAAUAGAUAGCUGCAAGUCAGGAAUCAAAGACAAGAAUAAGUUUGUUCGAGAGGUUAUCGCAGCGCCUGAGUUUUGCAUUUUGUUAGCAUCUGACCAACAACUGAAGGACGUAGAACGUUUUUGUUGUAAUCCUGAAUCAUUUUCUGUUCUUGGUGUAGACCCGACUUUUAACUUCGGAGAUUACAACCUCACUGUUUCUACCUAUCGCCAUCUUCUCUUGAAAACGGAUAAAGGCAUUAAUCCAGUUAGAAUUGGUCCAGUUUUAAUACAUCAACGUAAAACCCUUGCUUCGUACGUAAAUUUACCUUUUUCCAUGAUAAAACACAACCCACGUCUUUCAGGAGUUUUAGUUACCGGCUCUGACGGUGAAAAACCAUUAAAAGAUGCCCUUAAUAUUGGAUUUUCGUCCGCUGUUCAUCUGCUGUGUGAUAUUCACAUGGAAGACAAUGUGAGGGCGAAGCUUUCGAAUCUCAACAUGCCCAAAGACGUCAUUAAUCAAUAUAUGACAGACAUAUUUGGAAGACGUUUGGAAAACCAGCAACUGAAAGGUCUUGUUGACUGCUCUUCUGCUAACGAGCUGAUGGAAAGCUACCGAAAUUUAAAAGAAUUAUGGGUAACUAGGCAUACGUGCGGAAAAGAGUUUGCCUCCUACUUUGAAAAAAAUAAAUUAGAUCUCAUAAAGGAAACGAUGACACAGGACAUUCGUUCAAUGGCAGGUCUCGGGUUUCCGCCAGACGUGUAUAAUCAAAAUGCGAACGAGUGCAUAAAUUCCGUGCUGAAGCGAGAUACACCUAAAGAUAAGAAGAGAAUGACCAUUGGUGAAUUCAUCAACCAUUGUCGCUACUUGCAAAUGCGUCAAAGAUCGCAAGAAGAACUUGCGAUGAUUGGUCGUGGAGAAUUAAAGGUUUCGGAAGAAUACAGCGACUUGUGUUGCGAAGAUGUAAAAUUUUUCCGAAAGAGUGAAGAUCAAAAGAGGGCCGCACACUCCAAGUUUUUUAAUGCUGACGUACGUCCCACUUCGCUCAGCGGCCUACUUGAUGCUGAAAGCCGUAACGAAGAUAGAACAUUGUUAAGCGUUUUGCCAGAAAAUAGCACAAUUCUAUCCGUCCCAUACCCAAUUGUUAAAGAAAUUUUUAGAAGUGGUGCUCGAUUGCUGUCUGCUAAUAACAGUAUCGUCUCCACACCAGGUUCUUCUGAUGCAAGUUCUACGUUACCAAUACGUCAGACCAGAGCAAACCGUUCUGUGUUAAACGUGUGUCUGCAAGAAACGCGACUGGCGGUAGCUUAUGUGAAUGUGACAAACACUGUCUUCGAUAUUCUGGUGUUCACCUGUUGUUGCAGUCGCGGAACACAAUAA
Molecule: messenger RNA, 5979 nt
Organism: Paramuricea clavata
Lineage: Eukaryota; Metazoa; Cnidaria; Anthozoa; Malacalcyonacea; Plexauridae
Source: the annotation of a GenBank genome assembly